This is a messenger RNA of Pedinophyceae sp. YPF-701, 2214 nucleotides long. The record is from the annotation of a GenBank genome assembly. Lineage: Eukaryota; Viridiplantae; Chlorophyta; Pedinophyceae.
AUGGACGCCGGGCCAGACACGGCCACCGCCGCGCGCUCCGACCGGGCGACGUCGUCGCCCGGGCUCGCAGCCGGGCGGUCCCCGGCGCUGCAGGGCAACGGAACGCAGGCCAACGUCUGCGCCGUCAGCGGCGCUUACGCCCACAAUGGCGCGGAAUCGCAAGCCGAGCACCGACUGCCUCUGGACCUCGAGGAGGAGCUCGUUCAGCUCCUGGGCGACAGCCAGAACGGCCUCGUAGCCGACUUGGACGCCCUGAAGGAGGCCCUCCCGGGCUGGACCUCGUCCGCGAUGAACGGGUACCACCAGGAGGUCGGCACCUCCCGCGGGGACCCCUCGGACUCGUCCACGGAGACGGGCGCCCCCUCGGCGCAGACGGCGUCCGUGUCAAGCGCGGCCUCCUACACCAGCUACGGCAGCGGCAGCAGCGGCAACACGGUCCCGGUCAGCUUCAUGGGCCACGGCGGCUCGAUGCCGGGCGCCCACGGCGUCCGCCCGCCCUCGACGAUGCCCACGGUGUCGACGGCGAGCACCAACGGGAUGGUGCCGUACUACGCCACGCCCAGCACGGGCGGGCUCGCGGUGCCGUCGGGCCACGUAACGCCGGCGCCCAUCCCGCACAGCAUCCCCGCGCUCGUCGGGCAGGGCCCGCCGAUGCAGCAGCAGCCCAGCCUGGCGCAGCAGCUGGAGGCCGCCGCCACCAUGUCGGCCGCGGCCGCGGGCCUGCCGCCCGGGUCGCCGGAGUUCCACGCCGCGCGCGCCGCGACGCUCGCGCUCCUGCGCCGGCAGCUCGCGAUGCCGCCCAUGGCCCCGCCGAUCGCCGUGCCGGGCCUGAUGGGCGCCGCCACGUCGGGCGCGCCCACCUCGGGCCCGCACGCGCAGACGCUGCCGCCGGACGUCCAGCAGCUCGCCGCGGGCCUCGGCAAGCUCGGCCUCGGCACCGGCGUCGCCGACGGCCCGCGCCGCCCGGCCCCGGCCACGGUGGGCGCGCCCUACGCGCCGCACCAGGCCGCCGCCGCCGCCGCCGCGAUGGCCGCGGGGCGCUUCCUGAGCCCGACCGGGUCGCUCCCGCACCCGCAGUGGGGCUGGGGCUUCCCGGGCGCCGAGCAGGGGGGCGUGCCCGGCCUCGUGCCCGGCCUGGACCACAUGACGUCCCUGGCGGGCAUGUCGCCGACGGACUUCGCGGCGCGGCUGUCGUCGACGCCGCCGGACCCGCAGGCGUGCCGCGUGCUGCAGCGCAUGGUCGAGGACGGCGGCUCGAGCACGGUCGCGGAGAUUUUGCCGAGCGUCCUGCAGGCGCUGCCGACGGUGGCCGACAUCCCCGCGGGCUCCGGGCUGAUGCUCAAGGUGCUGGAGCGGUGCACGGACGCGCAGCGCAUGGCGAUCAUCCGGCACCUGGUGCAGGGCGGGCACCUCGCGCAGCUCGCGAUGCGCCCGCACGGCACGCGCACCGUGCAGCAGCUGGUGCAGGGGGCGCGCGGGCGCGAGCAGGGGUCGCUCCUGGCGAGCGCGCUGCAGCCCGAGGUGCUGCAGCUGAUCCGCGACGUGCACGGGAGCCACGUGCUGCAGCGGUGCCUGCAGCGGCUCGACCCCGCGGACUCGGCCUUUGUCUUCCACGCCGUGCUGUCGCACUGCUCGCUGGCCAGCACGGACCGGCACGGGUGCUGCGUGGUGCAGCGGUGCAUCGACUACGCGACGCCGGCGAACCGCCAGGCGCUGAUGGCGCUGCUCGCGGCGGUCGCGCGGAUGCUGUCGGAGAGCGCCUUUGGCAACUACGUGGUGCAGUACGUGCUCGACCAGGGGCAGCCAGACACGACGAUCCAGGUCAUGCAGCAGCUCACGGGCCACUACGCGCGGCUGUCGACGCAGAAGUACGCGUCGAACGUCGUCGAGAAGUGCCUCCGCCAGCAGAGCGCGGCCGUGCGCCCGCACCGCGACGCCAUCAUCCAGGAGCUCAUGGACUCCCCGUCCUUCCCCUCGAUGCUCCUCGACCAGUACGGCAACUACGUCGUCCAGUCGGCGCUCGCCGUCGCGUCCGGACCGCUCGCGCAGGCCCUCGUCGACGCCAUCCAGCCCCACGCCCACAUGCUGCACCGCAGCGCCCACGGCAAGCGCAUCCUCUCGCGGAUCCAGCGCAAGGCGCAGGCCGCGUACCUCGCGCACCCCGACGCCGCGCUCAAGCAGCCCCCGCGGGCGCCCGUCCCCGACGCCAUGUAA